AUGAACUCUUCUUUCAAAAAUGUUCUUCUCAUUGGCGCGAGCGGAAACCUCGGUGCCCAUGUUUUGAAACUGUUCAUGGAUGCUCCGUACAAUGUCAGCAUCCUGACCCGCAAGGAAUCGAAAUCAACCUUCCCCGAAGGUGUGCCUAUCAUCAGGGCGGAUUAUUCCGACGUCAACGAACUCAAACAUGCCAUGGAAGGUCAGGAUGUGGUGAUUAGCAUGGUUGCCGUCUUUGCUACGGGUGGUCAACAGAAUCUGGUUGAUGCGGCCAUAGCUGCGGGCGUGAAGAGAUUCUUGCCUAGCGAAUUUGGGCCUCCGUCGCGCGAUGAAAAGUUCACCGCCCUGCAUCCCGCCUUACCGCCCAAGGUGGCUACGGUCGACUAUCUGCGAUCCAAGGAGUCUUCCAUCUCUUGGUCGGCUCUUAUUCCAGGCGCUUUCUUUGACUGGGGUAUGCGCCUUGGCCUAUUCGGCUUCGACAUCAAGUCCAAAACGGUUACACUCAUCGACGGUGGAACUGCCGUCUGUACAGCUACGACCCUACCGACCAUCGCAAAAGCAACCCUGGCGAUACUACAACACGCUGAUGGGACUAAGAACCAAUACGUCUACAUAUCUUCCUUCCAUACAAGUCAGAAAGAUCUCCUUGACGUAGUGGAGAAGAUUGACGGCCAGAAAUGGACAGUGAAGCAUACUACAUCUGAGGACCUGAUCGACCAAGGCAAUAAGAGAAUAGCUGAGGGAGACUUGAUGGGUGCCACGGAUCUAGUUGGAGGUGCGGCCUUUGGUAAACAAGCUCUGGGAGAUUCAAGACCAUGGGGAUUAUGGGAUGAGAAGUUGAGGCUUGAGAAGGGCGACUUGGAGCAAGCAGUUAGAGAGGUUCUCACGAGCAGGCAUUCCUGA
Colletotrichum karsti is the source of this 900-nucleotide messenger RNA. RefSeq lists its product as uncharacterized. The transcript has 2 exons. Gene Ontology annotation, molecular function: oxidoreductase activity. The coding region runs from base 1 to 900 and encodes 299 amino acids. The record is from RefSeq and is a predicted model, not a curated record. NCBI's taxonomy places the organism in Eukaryota, Fungi, Ascomycota, Sordariomycetes, Glomerellales, Glomerellaceae.